Messenger RNA from Nasonia vitripennis (jewel wasp), 1854 nucleotides. RefSeq names its product carboxylesterase clade E, member 5. The transcript has 8 exons. NCBI's taxonomy places the organism in Eukaryota, Metazoa, Arthropoda, Insecta, Hymenoptera, Pteromalidae. The record is from RefSeq and is a predicted model, not a curated record. Bases 127 to 1779 code for a protein of 550 amino acids.
AAUUUUUAUCUAAACUGGGGCGACGUGUGCGAAACAGUGUUUUAGUAUCCUCGAACGACUCGGCGCAGCACCAUCUCCUCGUUUUUUCUUUCUUUUUUUUCAAAGAAAGACUGAAACAGCGAUCCCAUGCUGCUGCUAUCCGCAACCUUGUCGGUCAUCGCUGUCAUGCAGUCGGCAGUAGCCGAUUCGCCUUCGGUGGUCACGGCUUACGGCCCAGUCGUCGGAUCCUACAAAACCUCGCAGAACGGCAGAAAGUACGCCGCGUACGAGGGGAUCCCGUACGCCGUGCCACCGGAGGGUGAGCUCAGAUUCACGGAAGCGCGGCCGGCUCCUCCCUGGAGAGGGACGUUGGACGCGACGAAAAAGAGCUCGGUAUGCGCUCAAUACUCGGACGUACCGCCGGGCAAGGACGGACAGCCCGUGUUGAAAGGGUUGUACCAAGGCACGGAAGACUGCUUGUACCUCAACAUCUAUGUUCCCCAGGUCAAGGGUCGUAAAGGCGGCUUGCCCGUCAUUUUUUUCAUACACGGAGGCUCCUUCCAGUACGCCAGUGGAAACAUGUUCGGCGCCAAGUACCUCACCGAUAGAGACGUUAUCUUCGUCACCUUCAACUACCGCCUCGGAAUCUUAGGAUUCCUGAGCACGGAGGACGAGGUCUUGCCCGGAAAUCUGGGAUUGAAGGAUCAGAAUCUCGCCCUGCGCUGGGUCAACGAUAACAUAGGCGCCUUCGGCGGCGACAGCCGACACAUAGUUCUGUCGGGCUUCAGCGCCGGCUCCUCGAGCAUCCAGUACCACUACCUUUCGCCGAUGAGUCGCGGACUGUUUUCGGGCAGCAUUGCAAUGAGCGGAACAGCCUUCAAUCCUUGGGCUAUGGCGCAUUUCGCCAGAAAGAACGCGAUCAAAUUGGGCGCUAUCUUCAAGUGUCCUACGCACGACAGUCGGCUGAUGAUCGAGUGCUUGAAGAAAGUGCCGACGAUGGAGUUGGUGCUCGCCGAGAAUCAGUUCAUGGAUUGGCAGUACAAUCCCGAGGCGCCGUUCGCACCCGUUUGGGGCGACAGCUUCAUGCCCCUGUCGCCCAAGGAAACCCUCGAAAGUGGAAAGAACUACGACGCGCCCGCUCUUUACGGAAUGGUCAGUCAGGAGGGUGAUGAUCCCGUGGCAGAGUACGCUCCUCACGACAACCUUCUGAAGCAGCUGGACGAAGACUGGCUUGAGAUAACGCCCGCCUUGUUCGAGAUGCAAUACAACUACGUAGUGCCGAAGAACCAGUGGCCGGAGGUAGCUAUCGCCGCGAGGAAAAAGUACCUUGGCAACGCGACGAUAGACAAGAAGGCCGUGCCUGGCCUGAUAAAGAUGCUCACGGAUCAGCGAUACUUCAUCGGCUUCGAGGACGGCAUCAGGUUGCAGGCGAAGGCAUCCAAGAGUCCCGUUUACCUCUAUUACUACGCGUUCAGGGGCUCGCAGAGCUACAGCGAUUCCCUCAGUCGCACGCACAAUAAUUACGGUGUCUGCCACACCGACGACAUGAACCUCGUCGUCGAGAACCCGGACAUCGACCCGACCAAGACUCAAGCCGAGUGGGAGAUGUCCAACUUUUUGAUGGACAUAUGGGUCUCGGUGGCUUACACGGGAGUACCGACCAACAUCAGCGCAAAGUGGAAUCCGGUCGACGCCGACGAUCCCGAGCUCAAGUACCUGCAUAUCGCUGCUCCAGGAAAAUACAGCAUGUCGGGCGACUCGGACUUUGGACUGAAAAGUUUCUGGAAGCGGUGGUUCUAGCCUGACUUAUAAGAAUGUGUACAUGUAUACAGAUAAAGAGCACGAUUUCGGGCAUUCCCGAGCAAACCUUGUAAA